This is a messenger RNA of Scleropages formosus (Asian bonytongue), 791 nucleotides long. It is a transcript of the gene fgf19, whose product is annotated as fibroblast growth factor 19. The record is from RefSeq and is a predicted model, not a curated record. Bases 1 to 648 code for a protein of 215 amino acids. Lineage: Eukaryota; Metazoa; Chordata; Actinopteri; Osteoglossiformes; Osteoglossidae. The transcript is spliced from 3 exons. Gene Ontology annotation, molecular function: growth factor activity.
AUGUCGGCUGGAAUGGGCAGUUCGGUGAUCCUAGUCAGCAUUUUAUUUGCAGCACAAGCGCUGUGUGCUCCGCUGAGCGCCUCCGGGCCGCACGUGGCCAGCGGCUGGGGGCAGGUGGUCCGGCUCCGACACCUGUACUCCAGCAGGCAGGGGGUGAACCUGCAGAUCAACGGGGAUGGCACGGUGAACGGCUCGAGCGUGCAAAGUCUCCACAGUUUGCUGGAAAUUAAAUCUUUUGACUGGGGCUUGGUUGCUAUCAAAGGACUGGCAAGUUCUUACUAUCUCUGCAUGGAGGAAAGUGGAAGAUUGUAUGGAUCGCGCACCUAUACUAGAGAAGACUGCUCCUUCCGAGAAUGUAUCAUGCCCGAUGGCUACAGCAUCUAUGUCUUAGCCAGAAAUGGGGUAGGAGUGAGGCUCAGGAGGGGCAGGCAGAGAACCCAAGUAAGGGACAAAGGAGUGACUCUGCCAUCCCAGUUCUUACCAAUGGCAAACAGCCUCUCUCUGGAGCCAGUGAGUGCUCACCUAAAGGACCCUGGACCUGGAGACCCAGAAGACAAACCUGAAUCACCCCUUGAACCUGACAGCAUGGACCCCUUUGGCAAAAUGUCACAAGUUUUCAUGCAGAGUCCCAGUUUUAACAAAAGAUAAAGCUGGACCAAAUGGAGAAAGUAAAGACCAAAUGAAAAAAAGACUCUUAUACUGCAAUUAGUCCACUUUACAGUUAAUGAUAUGAGCUAUAAAAUAUUACACCUAUUACUGAGAAGUGACUGAUUACUGUACUUCUAACAUAA